Molecule: messenger RNA, 879 nt
Organism: Bursaphelenchus xylophilus (pine wood nematode)
Lineage: Eukaryota; Metazoa; Nematoda; Chromadorea; Rhabditida; Aphelenchoididae
Source: the annotation of a GenBank genome assembly
AUGAAUUUUUGUCGAAAAUCUGAGAAGCUGAUUGAAAAUGGCGAAAGUUUUGCGAAAUCAUCAAGGAUUGCCUCGAGGAACCGCGGAUUUCACCUGCAGUUUUUUAUUUUUCGGCAAGUUUUUCCGAUUUUCCGCAAUGUUUGCGAAUUUUGGUGCUUUUGGCAACUUUUUGUCGAUUGUCUCAGACUUGUAGCUAGUCUCAAUGUUGUUUUAUAUCAAUUUAGCUAUGUACUUUCAGGAUGAUCAGCAGAAGCGUGUUUCUGUACGCCCUGAUUCUCGCUUUGGCUCAUGCCGCCGCCGUGAACAACACCAGCAACAGAACCCCAAAGCAUCAGCCAGAAGAAACAGCAAAAUCAGUGGGAAAUCAUACGGAAAUGUCGCGGAAUUUGACGGCUGACGAUGCGGAAUUGCACAUGGAGUUCAUGACAGAACUCGAGAAUUCUAUCUUGAGAGAGGUGUUGGGCUUGGAAAAUGCGACUGGCUACUAUUUCAACCAGACGACGAUCAUUUUCAGCGACCUUAUGGUGAGUUAUUUUCCAUUUUUUGUUGUUGGUUUAGUUGCAAAAAGGUGCGGGAGGGCUCUCCUGAGCUUAUAUUUUAUUGGGGUUACCUUAAAAAACGUUUCGAUGUUAUACUUGGUAUUUGCAGAACGAUCCCUGUGUUCGCAAUGGAAAUUCCACAUUGCCGGCCAUUUUCGCGUUCAUCGUUGGACUCAUUGCCUUCCCCAUCCUGAAGUGCUCGUGUGCUGCGCUCUGCCGACGUGGAAAGAACGCUCGGAUCCAGCGAAGAUACCUCCGAGGGGAGAACAAAGGAGAUGUCUCUGGCCUGAACAAACUCAUCCAAGAAGCCACUGCCAACGAUUCCGAAGUUGAUAUGUAA